AUGGAUAUGCCGGAUGAAUCACGGCCAAACACACUUCGCUUCGGUUCCACGCAUGCAGCCGACGCGCCACUGCUUCCACCUCCACUACUGCGGCGCGCCGCCAUGCGACGACGAGGCUCCUUCUUGGCCGCCGCGCUCCGGUUCUUCCUCCUCUCCGGGAGCGUCGUCGCCGCGGCGGCCGACGACGACGCGGGCGCCGCAGCGGGCGCGCCGGUGAUACUGGCCACGGUGUGCGGGAACGCGACCGCGGCCGACCAGCAGGGCUUCGACGUCAGCUUCGUCAACGCGCUGGAGCUCAUCUACCAGAACGUCACGCGCUCCGGCUUCGGCGCCGCGGCCUCCGGCGAGGGCGCCGACCAAGUGUUCGGCCUCGGCCAGUGCAUGGCUUACCUGUCGCCGACCGACUGCCAGCUCUGCUACGCGCAGAGCCGCGUCAAGCUGCCACACUGCCUCCCGGCCACCGGCGGCCGCAUCUACCUCGACGGCUGCUUCCUCCGGUUCGGCCCCGACAACUUCACCGCCGUCGCGUCCGACGCCAACGACACGGCGGUCUGCUCCAACGCCACGGUCUCCUCGCCGGCGUUCUCCGCCGCGUCGUCCGCGUUGCUGCGGAACGUCACGGCGGCCGCGCCGGGCGCCAGGGACUACUACUACAGCGCGUCCUCGUCGGCGUCGUCGGCGUUGCCGGGCGCGCCGCGGGUGUACGCGGCGGCGCAGUGCUGGAGGUCGCUGAACGCCAGCGCGUGCGCGGCGUGCGUGGAGAGCGCGCGCGACCGUGUCGUCCGGCGGUGCCUGCCGCGCGCCGCCGAGGGGUACGGGCUCAACGCCGGCUGCGUCGUCAGGUACUCCGCGCAACCGUUCUACCUGCCGGCGAACGCCGCCUCCGCCUCCGGGUCAUCUACUAGGCGCAUAAUUGCCAUCGUGAUCGCGUCAGUCUUCUCUGCAGUGGCAGUCAUCGGCAUAGCAUUGGUCUGGGCAAAAAUGAGGAACAGAAGAAACGAUCACCAUGACGACAUGGAUGAAUCAAGUGAGAUCAUCCGCGCCAUCGCCGCGUCGCAUCUCAGUUUCAAGUAUGAAGAAUUGCGGAAGGCGACCGACGACUUUAAUCAGAUCAACAAGCUUGGGCAGGGUGGCUAUGGAUCAGUCUACAAGGGUGUGCUACUAGACGGACGGGAGAUCGCCGUGAAGCGCCUCUUCUUCAACACGCGGCAGUGGGCCGACCAGUUCUUCAACGAGGUGCGUCUCGUCAGUCAGGUGCAGCACAAGAACCUCGUCAAGCUGCUCGGAUGCAGCGUCGAGGGACCGGAGAGCCUCCUGGUCUAUGAGUACCUCUGCAACACCAGCCUGGAUCACUACCUGUUUGAUGCAUUCAAGAAGAAUGCAUUAGAUUGGGAACGGCGCUUCGAGAUCAUCCAUGGGACGGCCGAGGGUCUGUCGUACCUCCACAAUGCUUCUGAAAUCAGGAUUAUACAUAGGGACAUAAAGGCCAGUAACAUAUUGUUGGAUGAGAGGUUCAGGCCUAAGAUUGCUGAUUUUGGUUUAGCGAGGAACUUCAUGGAAGAUCAGAGUCACCUCAGCACCGGCCUUGCAGGAACUUUUGGAUAUAUGGCUCCUGAAUACAUUGUCCAUGGGCAGCUGACAGAGAAGGCUGAUAUCUACAGCUAUGGCGUGCUAGUCCUUGAGAUAAUCACCGGUCGCAAGAGCCACAACUCGGUGGCUUCAUCAGCAGAAGGGCAUUCCCUCAUGUCACUGAUAUGGAAGCACUACAAUGCAGGUGCCCUGAUGGAAUUAUUGGACCCAAACCUCCGGGAGCAAUGCACCGAGGAGGAAGCUCUCAAGGUGUUCCAUGUUGGACUACUAUGUGCACAAGCGUCGCCUAACCUUAGGCCACCGAUGUGGAAGGUGGUCGAGAUGUUGGGAAGUAGGGACAAGGAGUUGCCACGGCCUACUCAGCCUCCAUUCAUCAACAUAAAGGGGUCGAAUGCGAAGAGCGACAGCUCGGGUUCUUCAUCUUUGCACUCGAACUCAGACAAGUCGCCCUUCUCACUGAACCAGCUUUCAGUGAGUGGAGUACAGGCCAGGUAGCAAUGCUCUGGGGGCAUUCUUGACGUUUUUGUUCAUGUCAGGAUGUACUUGAAUUUUUCAGUCAAGGUUCUUUCGGUUGAUCAUGGUAUAAAAGUAGUCCUUGUAGGAAGCAUCCUAGUUGUAAGCAUACAAAAAAAAUUCUAAUUUUGCCAAACAUUCAGAAAACUGAAGUUUUGACCUCCUGGACCAUUUUCUCUGAA
Molecule: messenger RNA, 2285 nt
Organism: Oryza brachyantha (malo sina)
Lineage: Eukaryota; Viridiplantae; Streptophyta; Magnoliopsida; Poales; Poaceae
Product: cysteine-rich receptor-like protein kinase 2
Exons: 8
Coding region: 1-2085 (694 amino acids)
Biological process (GO): protein phosphorylation
Molecular function (GO): ATP binding; protein kinase activity
Source: RefSeq, a predicted model, not a curated record